This is a messenger RNA of Guyanagaster necrorhizus, 1442 nucleotides long. RefSeq lists its product as uncharacterized. Bases 91 to 1338 code for a protein of 415 amino acids. Gene Ontology annotation, cellular component: nuclear membrane; nuclear envelope. Gene Ontology annotation, biological process: nuclear envelope organization; lipid homeostasis. The record is from RefSeq and is a predicted model, not a curated record. Lineage: Eukaryota; Fungi; Basidiomycota; Agaricomycetes; Agaricales; Physalacriaceae. The transcript has 5 exons.
GUGGCUUGGUACUUGACCACGAACUUGUCUCUUCCAACGUCCUCUGCUUGUCCCAGUCUUCCUUUAUUUAUCUUUUAAUCGACAGUAAGGAUGGAUUCACGUAUUUUCAAGCCACAGCGCUCUACAGAGGCACCUAUGGACUUCCAAUUUACCUCACGGCCAAGCUCAAAUGUAAAACCAGCUUGGGCUUCGGGCGCAGGGGAUGAGGACCCUAGUACCCCCAAAAAACGGACCCACGACGACUCGACCCUAACGGUACCGUCAACACCGACAUUUGGUUUCAACCAGAAUGUUCCAUUCAUUUUUCAAACGCCAUCGCGUCAGCCACCCCAGCCGUAUCCAUGGGCGCCACCUCCAAACUUCUCACCAGCAAAGGCGUUCCCGCAGCCGGUUCCUUCGGAAGAGGACGUUAGAGAUAUCGAUAUGUCAGAACUUAGUCCACCCAAGUGGGAGGAACCCAAGUCAGAGCAUGGAAGACCCAUUGCGACAGGUGCUCUGCGACGGGUUUUCCGAGCUCGCCAGAAGGCCAACGGUCGUCAGCUGUCAAAGAUGGACAAUCACGACGAAGAGGAUGAUGAUGAUGAUGAUGAUGAUGAUAAUCUAGACAGUGAGGAAGAGAACGUCGACAGAGGCGUUGCAUCUAUAAACCAAAAUACGUCGAAUCACUACACGCUGAAUCUGCCUUCUCCUCCCGCGCCUCAAUCUGAUACGCCGUACAUCCUACUCGGGUACCUCCAGUUUUUCUUCAAUCUUUCGCUCAUUCUAGUCUUUCUCUAUCUUGUCGUGCAAUUCAUAUUGACGGUGCAACGAGAUGUCGAGCACCGAGUUUCGGAGUAUUCCGCAGACAUUAUCCAGGAGAUAGCCAUGUGUGCUUUGCAAUACAAGAACAACCUUUGCGAAUCGCCAUUACCGGCAAUGGCACAGCAAUGUGCUAAUUGGGAGACAUGCAUGAAUCGGGAUCCGACGACACUUGGCCGUGCCAGAGUCGGUGCCGAACUGAUUGCGGAAGUUGUAAAUGGGUUCGUUGAGCCCAUCAGCUGGAAGACUCUGGCAUUCACGCUGACAUCCCUGUCCUUUUUAACUGUGUUCAUCAAUGCGCUACUUUCAUUAUACCGUUCGCGACAUCACUCGCCUCCCCAGGCGCCACCCACUCAUAAUACCCAGUACCCCAUCCAUCCACCAACUCCGUAUCCGCCGCAUCAGUUCGGUGGUUACCUAUCUCCAGAUCGCACGCCAACCUGGAGUAGAUCGUGGAAAGGGACCGACCACGAUGAAGACAUGCAAACUCGGACGAGACGAAGACGGCUGGAAGGAGGUGGUGCGGUAAAGAUUAAAUAGCCAAUGUUGUCCAGGCAUGAAUAUGGGAUAUAGUUUCAUCUAACCUUGUAUUCACUAGUUGUGGAUCGGAAGAAUCUUAUCUGACCUAAGGACACGGAGGGUUU